Triticum turgidum subsp. durum (durum wheat) is the source of this 789-nucleotide messenger RNA. Lineage: Eukaryota; Viridiplantae; Streptophyta; Magnoliopsida; Poales; Poaceae. The record is from the annotation of a GenBank genome assembly.
AUGGGGCGGCCGUACGCAGUGAAGGGGAAGAAGAAGCGGAAGCUGGAAGGCGGCGAAGCCUCGCGCGCCCCUCCGGUCGACGCCGAGGCGGUGGAGCAAGAGGUGAAGGAAAAUGAGGAGGGGAUCCCCAUCGUGCCCCGCCCGGUCGACAGUAAGCGGCGGCCGGGCGCUAUCUUCGUACUUGAGAGGGCCUGCCUCGAGGUCGGCAAAGUCGGCAAGGGUAUGCAAAUCUUGAAUUCGGAUGAUCACGCAAACUAUUUAAGGAAGCAGAAUCGCAAUCCAGCUGAUUACAGGCCUGAUAUCAUUCACCAGGCACUACUAGCAAUAUUUGAUAGCCCUCUAACUAAGGCUGGGAGGUUACAAGCUGUUUAUGUUAGGACUGAAAAGGGAGUGUUGUUUGAAAUCAAGCCUCAUGUUCGCAUGCCACGGACAUUCAAACGUUUCUGUGGCUUGAUGUCACAGUUAUUGCAAAAGCUGAGCAUCACGGCAGUUGGGAAGCGCGAGAAGCUCCUUAAUGUUAUUAAAAAUCCUGUUACCCAGUAUCUACCUGUUGGCGUACGGAAAAUUGGCCUUUCAUAUAGUGCGGAGAAGGCAGUUAAUUUGUUUGACUAUGUUGCUAAGUCCAAUGAUGAUGAACCUCUUGUGUUUGUGGUUGGUGCCAUGGCCCAUGGAAAGGUUGACAAGGAAUACUCAGAUGAUUACAUACAGAUUAGCGGUUACCCUCUCAGUGCUGCCUGCUGCCUGAAUCGAAUAUGCAGUGCCUUGGAGCAGAAAUGGAACAUCCAGUGA